GGGGCGGUGGAGUCCAUCGCCAUGAAGAACCCCAAGGAGAGGACGGCGCUGUUCGAGGAGAUCAGCCGCUCGGGGGAGCUGGCCCAGGAGUACGACAAGCGCAAGAAGGAGAUGGUGAAGGCCGAGGAGGACACCCAGUUCAACUACCACCGCAAGAAGAACAUCGCCGCCGAGCGCAAGGAGGCCAAGCAGGAGAAGGAGGAGGCGGAUCGUUACCAGCGGCUGAAGGACGAGGUGGUGAGGGCCCAAGUGCAGCUCCAGCUCUUCAAGCUCUACCACAACGAGGCCGAGAUCGAGAAGCUCAACAAGGAGCUGGGGCUGAAGAACAGGGAGAUCGACAAGGACAAGAAGAGGAUGGACCGGGUGGAGGACGAGCUGAAGGACCGCAAGAAGGAGCUGGGCAAGAUGAUGAGGGAGCAGCAGCAGAUCGAGAAGGAAAUCAA
Molecule: messenger RNA, 443 nt
Organism: Merops nubicus (carmine bee-eater)
Lineage: Eukaryota; Metazoa; Chordata; Aves; Coraciiformes; Meropidae
Product: structural maintenance of chromosomes protein 1A-like
Exons: 2
Biological process (GO): sister chromatid cohesion
Cellular component (GO): cohesin complex; nucleus
Molecular function (GO): DNA binding
Source: RefSeq, a predicted model, not a curated record